AUGUGCUUACUGCUUCCACAUUUCAAAAUACACCGAGGUACUUCCAUGUUGUCAAGAUCAAUCCGGAAUACAAGUCAACCGCCCAAUCAGCCAGCACGCAUCACCACCCCGCCAUGCCAUCACUACUACGUUCAUAUCGAUUGCACUGUGCUCACUAUGCGUCGGAUGCGCCUAUUGACUACUACAGGCGCACAUAGUACUGCACGAUUGCCUGUUUUCGCUUUCCUUUCUGCCUGCCACCUUUUGCUUCCUUACUGUCAAGCAAUUUCCAUCUAUGCGAAGUCACUUCAAUCAAUAAGGCUUUGA
Messenger RNA from Brugia pahangi, 306 nucleotides. The record is from the annotation of a GenBank genome assembly. Lineage: Eukaryota; Metazoa; Nematoda; Chromadorea; Rhabditida; Onchocercidae.